GACUGGAUAGUCCACGAUCGCGAUGUGACAUGUGAACAGGUAACCCGACCCGUAGCGGAUCCUGAAGAGGGUUUGCAGGACAGACAGAUAGGGCAUGGCAGUUCACGCUCUUUUCGAGGUUCAAAGUCGGAGCUUCUGAAUCAUCUCUUGCAAUCAGAAGAUGGAGGACAUGGAUAUUGAUCAGGUGGUGGAGAUACCGGAUACUCCUCCUGAUAGAAUAGCUGCUCAGCACAACAAUGGUAGAAAAAUUGCGGGAAAACAAACUGGUGCUUCUAUAGCUGUUCAUUCGAGUAACUCUGCUCUCUUGGAUGGAGGGCAUUUUAAUCGGCUAAGCAGCAGGGAUAGGCUGGGUACUGAAAGUGGGAAUCAUAGGAAACCUCAUUUACUUUCACAGAAAGAUGUCAUUAAUGUUGAUGAAAAAGAAUGCCGCAACAACUCCCGUGAAAAUUUUCCAGUAGAGAGUUCAUGUGCUUCUCGGAAUGGUCCUUUAUUUAGAAAAAUGGCAAUGGAAAGGAACUCCGCUUAUGAGACCAAGCAUCCAUUUGGAGAUCAACGCAAAGAUAAAGGGAAAGAUUUAUUUGCUAAAUUUCCUCCUAAAUCCUCUUCUUUUCAAGUGAAUGAUGGUUUUUUAGAUUUAAGUGAACAUAACACUAGUUGGAGAAUGAUUGAUAUGGCUCCAGAUGGUGCUUCAAAGGCUAUUCAGUCUGGAGAGAUAAGACAAGGUCAGAUAGCUACUCGUGGUGGUGGUUCUUUACAUGCUGCUCCUGACCGUCCAAAGACAUGCGAUGACAGUCGUAAGGGAAAAGGAAAACUAGAUGUUAAUGGAUGUAAAGAUGCUGCUUCAGCUGCAAAUCAUGGAAAAGGGAUCAAUGUCUCUGGCAGUUCUCAAUGUAAAACUGAAAAGCAAGUAGCUCAUCAUUUUGUUACCACGCCAAGAGUCUCUGGGCAAAAAAGACUCGUACGAAAUGGCUGUAUUUCUCCACAUAAUAUAGCAGCUAGGGCUAAAAGAGGGACCGAACUCCCAUUUAUUUCCAAAGAUGUUGAAGUGACUCGUGGAAAUAACGUCGAUUUUAAUGGUCAGUGUCAAAUGGAUAUUAGUGAAAUAGUUUCUGACGUGAAUAACUGUGGUAGAGUGAAAGGAAAAGGGGUAGCAACAUAUCCUUGCAAAAUGAUGGAGCAUGAUGUAAAUAUUUCUCGUAGGCCAAGCAGGGUUCUUGCUAUUAAUAAUGAAGAACCUAAUAGAACCAGUGAUGUCAGUAGAAAUGCAAAUAGAUGCUCUCAAGGAUGGAGAAAUACUCACAGCCAUUCAAAGAAAAUAGAUCCAUCCUCUGAUGCUGCUGGGCAUGUCUUGGGGCCACACAAUGAUUUCAGCUGCUCUGUUAAUCAACAACAUGCAAAUCGAGGGGAAGAAAGAGAUAACAGAAAUGGUCAUACGAGCAGUGAUUUGUUGAAUUCUCCUGAAGAUCUAUCCACAACUCAAACAGCUUCCAGUAUUCUGUCAGAGUUUGAGCGUCGAUUUGAAUCGCACAAUAGUGUGAACAUUAAGAAAAGGCAAAAGCAGGUUGGCAUGACUUCUCGAAAUGAUGGUGAGCGUUCUUCUGCAGUUUCUGAUGAUUCGGAUAUUGUAUUUCUCGGUUCAUGUGGGGAGUCUUCCCAUUCAAAUUCAUUUAGACUCCAGAGUUAUCAAAACGAAGGAGUUAUGGAUCCAGUUUUUGAUAUUGAUGAGUUUUCUCCUGAAAUGAGAUGUAACAUGAGCGAAGAUAUAGGUAACAUCGGCAUUGACAACUUGGAAGUUAAAGCAAGACAGCUGGAAGCAGAUGAAAUAUUAGCUCGUGAACUCCAAGAGCAAUUUUAUCAUGAGGUGCCAGCAUAUGGGAGCUUUGAGAUCGAUGAAAAUAUCGCAUGGGCACUGCAGCAGGAGGAGAGUGCUAUCCCUGAUGUUUCUUAUCCAAAUCAGCGAGUAUCAUUUCCUAGGUCAUCAACUUCCCGGUUACAUAGGCAGCCGCACUCACGGUCUUUUCAGAAUCUGUCAAAUAGGAGAGGAGCACAGACUCGAAUUUCUUCUAGUAGAACAGCACGAUUGAGAAGUCGCAUCCUUGGCCGCUCUCCUACGGGAUUACCCAGAGAAAGGAAUUUUCAGUUUCCUCCAAACAUGGAUUUGGAUAUGAGACUUGAUAUCUUGGAAGCCCUAGAGGCUGCAUUUGAUGAUGCUAGUGAUGGGAGAACAACCAGGAACGGGCGUGGCCAUGGUCUUGGGCACAGUCAUUUCGAUCAGGAUUUCAAUGACGGUAACUAUGAACUCUUUUUGGCUCUUGAUGAGAAUAACCACCAGCAUACAGGUGCAUCAGCCAAUCAGAUCAAUAAUUUGCCGCAGUCCAUAGUACAGUCUGAAAAUAUUGAAGAAGCUUGUGCCAUCUGUCUUGAAACUCCAACAAUUGGAGAAACAGUUCGGCAUCUCCCUUGCUUGCACAAAUUCCAUAAAGAUUGUAUUGAUCCAUGGCUGAGUAGGAAAACAUCAUGUCCUGUUUGCAAGUUAUCCAUAACUUGAUUGCAGUGGGUCUCGGUGCUUUGAAAACUAUCGAGCAGCCUUAUGUCUGAUAUGCCGACCAGAUUCUCAAAGGUAUUAUUAUUGUUAUUCCUGCAUUCAAAGCUAUGUAAAAGAAAUAGUGCUUAUGGUGCCAAAUGAAAGGUGCAACCUUUUUCUUUAAGCUUCUUUUAUUAGGUUGUGGAGAUUGAUUUUAUGGAAUCAUAGUGUAACUUUUUGAAGUGAUUUGUGAUCUCCACUUCCAUAGAGCUUCUAGAUUUGGUCGAAGCCCUGGUUUUUGGGAAGCAAACCUCAAAGCCUUUUUAUAAAUUUGAAUGAUUUUUAGCGCCAAGGGGAUGGCAUCCUGAUUCGUAGCGCUGGAAGGUGCAAUUGCAGAGGAAUGGAUUUCACUGGUGCACACAUAGGGUUUGUUUGUGAUGAUGAAUAACCAACUUAUUUUGUGCACAAGGGGCAUUUUGUGUCACUAAGAAGAGUGAGUACAUUUGUGGUCUCCUCUGGUAUGAUGUUCGGCCUUGAUUGUCUUUUACCCCAGUUUUGGGGCAAUCCUUGUACAAGAAUAAACUUUACCAUGUACUGUUUUAAGUGUUUUCUUCUUCCAGUUGGUGUUGUGAUGCUAAUGAUCUUUCAAAUUGAAUGCAUUUAUGUUGUUUU
Messenger RNA from Tripterygium wilfordii, 3196 nucleotides. RefSeq lists its product as uncharacterized. The transcript is spliced from 9 exons. Lineage: Eukaryota; Viridiplantae; Streptophyta; Magnoliopsida; Celastrales; Celastraceae. Bases 161 to 2548 code for a protein of 795 amino acids. Gene Ontology annotation, molecular function: zinc ion binding. The record is from RefSeq and is a predicted model, not a curated record.